Messenger RNA from Zootermopsis nevadensis, 1430 nucleotides. RefSeq lists its product as uncharacterized. The record is from RefSeq and is a predicted model, not a curated record. NCBI's taxonomy places the organism in Eukaryota, Metazoa, Arthropoda, Insecta, Blattodea, Termopsidae. Gene Ontology annotation, biological process: detection of chemical stimulus involved in sensory perception of smell; sensory perception of smell. Gene Ontology annotation, molecular function: olfactory receptor activity; odorant binding. Gene Ontology annotation, cellular component: plasma membrane.
GGUAUCCAGCUGUUGCUGUCAACUUGCUGAAUGCGAUUUCCUCAUAGGAUGAAAGGAGAUUGGAAUGAGAAUGAGCGCAGAAACUUUGAAAAACUCUUCCGCUUUUAUAUUCUGUGGUUUCGUCUCAUUUGCGUUCCUAUAAAAUCUCACAAACCGUCACACAUCUACACUCUGUACUCAGUGUUACUCACGCUGAACACGUACACAGCCAUCGCAGCCAUUAUGGCGGAUGUGUUUCAGCAUGCAGACGAUCUGGAACGCGUCAUGGAAAACUUCAGGGUAAUAUUUCCAUCCCUGAGUAUUAUGUGGGUGCAGCUGUCCAUGAGAUUCCAGAAAAAAUCCAUGGAACGGCUAAUGUAUCUUGCCGCAGCUUUCAAGUGGGAAGACGCACAGGCCAAAAAACCUGCUGACGACAGUUUCAAAAUGACAGCCAUCCUCCCAGUCAUUAAACCAGCAACCCUGAGAAUUUCAAUAUUUUUCGUCACUUUCCACACGUGUCAUGUCAUCCUGCGACUGGCUCUUGGAGAAGGAAGACCGCUGAGUAUCAAUGCUUAUUACGGCGUCAAUGUAUCCAGCAGCCCUCUGUACGAAAUGGUCAACGUCUCCCAGUUCUUCAUGGCUGCCAACUGCUUUCCAUUAUUCUUCGGCUACACCGGUCUGUAUGCCUUCUUGCUGACCAUCGCCUGCAGUCAGCUUGAGAAACUGAGAGCUAGCAUUUUAAAUAUCAGACAAAGAAACGACACAUCAGAAGAGGACUCGGACGCUGAGAACGGCAAAGUAAAAGAAGGGGGAAAAGUUCAGACCUCUCAGCAAGUGUUCAGCCACAUGCAGCAACAACUCAACGACUGCGUACGUCAUCACCAAGACAUACUUCGGUUCAUGAAUGCAUUGGAGGAAGCCAUAAGCCCUGUGCUAAUGGGCCAAUUUAUCAUAAUUUUAACUGGCAUGUGCUUCGCAGCAUUCUCUUUUGCCAUGAGUUUAGGAAACGUAUUGAACAUGGCUCAGUCUAUCCUGGAAUACACCGCAUUUUUGGUACAGCUUAACGCCUACUGCUGGUUUGGAAGCGAGCUGACUCAGCUGGCAGAAAGCGUGAGGGACGCGGCGUAUGGGUGCGAUUGGGUGGGGACUCCUGUCUCUUUUCCUAAGUGCCUAGUCUUCAUCAUCGCCGCCGCCAGCAAGGAGUUCACCCUCACAGCUGGGAAAUUUGUUCCAGUUACCAGAUCUACCAUGCUCAAUGUCAUCAACCAGACAUUCUCGUAUUUAAUGUUCCUGAUGCAAGUGAAAGAGAAGAACAAACAUGUAUGAGAUGCUGUACGACACAAAGCUGAAGAGUUUCUCUAGUUACACAAUAAUAAUGGCAUUCGUUCCAUCACGUUCUGUAGAAAUUUGCUGUACUCUUUAAAAUACAAUAAAAAGCUAGAAUAAACGUU